This is a messenger RNA of Ochotona curzoniae (black-lipped pika), 4001 nucleotides long. It is a transcript of the gene PER2, whose product is annotated as period circadian regulator 2. Gene Ontology annotation, biological process: entrainment of circadian clock by photoperiod; negative regulation of transcription by RNA polymerase II; circadian regulation of gene expression. NCBI's taxonomy places the organism in Eukaryota, Metazoa, Chordata, Mammalia, Lagomorpha, Ochotonidae. The record is from RefSeq and is a predicted model, not a curated record. Gene Ontology annotation, molecular function: transcription corepressor binding; transcription cis-regulatory region binding. The coding region runs from base 99 to 4001 and encodes 1300 amino acids. The transcript has 26 exons. Gene Ontology annotation, cellular component: nucleus; cytoplasm.
ACUAUGUGAGAGCGACUAAGGCAGCCGGUGACCGGCUGACGGACCGCGGCUGAGGUGACUGAGGCGGCUGAGGGCUGAGGUUGAUUCGGGAGCCCAACAUGAAUGGCUACAUGGAAUUCCGUCCCAGCCCUGGUCACCCCCACCUGGAGCCCCUGGAGCCCCAGCCUGCCCAGGCUCCUCUCCAGGAAGACAUGGACAUGAGCAGCGGCUGCAGUGGAAACGCAGCCCAUGAGAACUGCUCCACGGGGCAAGGCUUGCGUGGCAGCAGCAAGGAACUGGGCAUGGUGCUGCAACAGCCGGACGCCUGUCACGGUCCCGCUGCCUUCAGCCUCAUGAUGGCAGAGUCUGAGCACAACCCCUACAGCAGCGGCUGCAGUAGUGAGCAGUCUGCCAAAGCAGACACACACCAGGAGCUGAUCAGAACACUGAAGGAGCUCAAGGUCCACUUGCCAGCGGACAAGAAGGCCAAGGGCAGGGCCAGCACCCUGGCCACCCUGAAGUACGCCCUUCGGAGUGUGAAGCAGGUGAAAGCCAGCGAGGAGUACUACCAGCUACUGAUGUCCAGUGAGAACCAGCCGUGCGGGCUGGACCUGGCUUCCUACAGCGUGGCCGAGGUGGAGAGCGUCACUUCUGAGUUCAUCGGGAAGAACGGGGACAUGUUCACUGUGGCUGUGUCCCUGGUCACUGGGAAGGUCCUGUACAUCUCCAGCCAGGUGGCAUCCCUGUUCCACUGUAAGAGGGACACCUUUCACGAUGCCAAGUUUGUGGAGUUCCUGGCCCCGCAUGAUGUCAGCGUGUUCCACAGCUCCACCACCCCUUACAAGCUGCCGGCUUGGAGUACAUGCAGCCUUGGAGAUGCCUUCACUCAGGAGUGCUCCGCAGAGAAGUCUUUCUUCUGCCGGGUCAGUGUCGGGAAGAACCACGAGAACGAGAUCCGCUACCACCCCUUCCGCAUGACGCCCUACCUGGCCAAGGUGCAGGAGCAGCCUGGUGCCGAGAGCCAGCUCAGCUGCCUGCUGCUGGCGGAGAGGGUCCACUCUGGCUACGAAGCACCUCGAAUUCCUCCUGAAAAGAGAAUUUUUACAACCACGCAUACACCGAAUUGUCUGUUCCAGGACGUGGAUGAGAGGGCUGUCCCCCUCCUGGGUUAUUUGCCUCAGGACCUCCUCGACACCCCGGUGCUGCUGCAGCUGCACCCCAGUGACCGGCCCCUGAUGCUCGCCAUUCAUAAGAAGAUUGUGCAGGCUGGCGGGCAGCCCUUCGACUCUUCCCCCAUCCGGUUCCGUGCCCGGAAUGGCGAAUACAUCACGCUGGACUCAAGCUGGUCCAGCUUCAUCAACCCUUGGAGCAGGAGGAUUUCCUUCAUCAUUGGGCGGCACAAAGUCAGAGUGGGUCCCUUGAAUGAGGAUGUGUUUGCAGCCCACCCCUGUGCCGAGGAGAAGGCGCCACACCCUGGGAUUCAGGAGCUCACGGAACAGAUCCAUCGGCUGCUGCUGCAGCCAGUUCCGCACAGUGGCUCCAGUGGGUACGGGAGCCUGGGCAGCAACGGGUCGCAAGAGCAGCCCCUGAGCCACACCUCCUCCAGCGACAGCAAUGGCCACGAAGACUCUGGCUGCAGGAGACCUGAUGUCCCUAAAAGUGACAAGCCCAAAGCCAGAAGUCCUCACUCUCACGAGUCUGAGGACAGAAAGGAGGGUAGAUUUGUCCUCCUUCCAGACCUGCAGAGCAGUCGCCUGGCUCAAAUGAAAGCUGCCCCUGCCGCCGAGAAGGACAGCUCUGGGGACAGCUCUUCCAAGGCCGACUUCCCCGAGGAGCUGGCCUGCAAGCCCCUGCCCGCCUGCUCCUACCAGCAGAUGAGCUGCCUGGACAGUGUCAUCAGGUACUUGGAGAGCUGCACUGAGGCCGCCACUCUGAAGAGGAAGUGCGAGUUCCCAGCAAACAUCCCCUCGCGGAAGACCCCCGGCGGCCCUGGGCUGCCUCUUGAAGAGGCUGCAGCACCUGCCGAGGUCAGCAGCCAUGCCGAGGUCAGUGCUCACCUGAGCUCGCUGACGCUGCCCAGCAAGGCGGAGAGCGUGGUCUCCCUCACCAGCCAGUGCAGCUACAGCAGCACCAUCGUCCACGUGGGCGACAAAAAGCCUCAGCCCGAGCUAGAGCUGGUGGAAGACACCACGGGCGGACCCGAGUCCCUGGACCUGCCCUGUGGCCUCACCAAGGAGGUGCUGGCCGCGCACACCCAGAAGGAGGAGCAGAGCUUCCUGCACAAGUUCAGGGAUGUGGGAAGGCUGGCCAUCUUCCCCUCGCACUGGCGGUCGUAUCCGCAGUCGAGUGAGCCAGAGCAGCCCUCCAGUCGCACUUCCCCCGGACUAAGAAACGUUUCUGGAAUGGACUCAUCUUGGAAAAAAACUGGAAAGAACAGAAAGCUAAAGUGCAAGCGAGUCAAGCCCCGAGACUCCUCGGCUAGCACAGUGUCGGGGGGGCCCAUGCCCCAGCGCCCGCCGCUCACAGGCCUCAGUGCUACAGCCUGGGCACCCUUGGCCGCGUCCCAGUCCAGCUGCUCUGUGGUGCCCUUCCCCGCCCCCAUGCCUGCCUACUCCCUGCCUGUGUUUCCGGCACCAGGAACGGUGGCGGCCAUGCCCGUGGCUCCGUCUCCUGGCUUCGUCAUGCCGGGGCAGCCGGAGCUCGCCGUGCAGGCCCCGCUGUUCCCUGCUCCCUUGGCCCCAGUUGUGGCCUUCAUGCUUCCCAGCAGCUACCCCUUUUCACCGGGACCCCCCAGCCCGCCCCAGGCCUCGCCCAGCCAGCCUGGCCUCGAGGCCCCAGUGACCUCAGCCUCGCCGCCUGAGCUUCCCAGCCAGAGCUCACUGCCCAGACCUCCGAGCGCCUUCUGCCCGGCCGCCGGGACCAGGGGCAGCACAUCCCCACCCCUGUUCCAGUCCCGCGGCAGCUCACCCCUGCAACUUAACCUGCUGCAGCUGGAGGAGGUCCCUGAGGGCGGCAUGGGGGCCGCUGGGACCUCCGGGACAGCAGCCACAGGGCCGGACCACAAGCCCGGGACUGUUCCAGACCGUUUGCCAAAGGCACCUCCAGCUUCUGAGGAGCCUGCAGACACGCAGAACAGUGACGCCCUCUCGACAUCCAGUGACCUGCUCAACCUGCUCCUGAACGAUGACCUUGGCUCUGCCACAGGCUCCGCCCUGUCUGGGAGCAGUGCCUCGGCCACCUCAGACUUCCUGGGCUCAGGCGCCACACGCAGUGGAACAGGUGUCAGUGACACAGGUCACCUGAGCAGAUGCUUGGGAAGCACAGACUCCUCAGAGAAUAGCCGCAAGGUGAUGCGGGCUCUGGCUCUGGAGGGCAGUGCGGACCCCGGCCGGCUGCUGAUGGCCAACACGGAUGACCGUGCCAUGCUCACCUACCAUCUGCCUUCUCGGGACGUGGAGACAGUGCUGAAGGAGGACAGGGAGAAGCUACAGCUGUUGCACAAGUCCCAGCCCCGGCUCUCUGAGGGCCAGUGGCAGGAGCUGCGUGAGGUCCACCCCUGGGUGCAGAUGGGCAGCCUGCCUGCAGCGCUGGACGUGGCGGAAUGUGUGUACUGUGAGGACCGGGACCAGGGCGGCCUCUGCGCACCCUACAAGGAGGACGACAGUGACUCUCUGGGACUCAGCGAGGGGUCGGACGCCAAGGAGGAGGGCAGGCCCACCCUGAACCAGGCCUUGGCUAUGCUUCCUGGGGCCCAUCUGGGUCUGCUGGAGCCCCCAGAAGCCAGCCCGGCCAAUCGUCGGGGACGGCGCGCGGCUGCCCAGGCGGUGCCCACCUCCCCGGCGGCCAAGCCGGACGCGACGCGGACGCGCCCGCUCCCCCGCCGGGCCCCCGUCCGCUCCGAGGCCGCACGGCCCGGGCCCGCCCCGCCAGCUGCCCGCCGCGCCCCGGGCCGCACAAAGCGCGCGCCUGCCAUUGGCCUGGGCGCGCCGGGCGGCGGGCAGCUCCGCCAGUCGGAGCAUUGA